Messenger RNA from Liolophura sinensis, 1566 nucleotides. RefSeq names its product monocarboxylate transporter 13-like. Bases 1 to 1566 code for a protein of 521 amino acids. Gene Ontology annotation, biological process: monocarboxylic acid transport; transmembrane transport. The record is from RefSeq and is a predicted model, not a curated record. The transcript has 5 exons. Gene Ontology annotation, molecular function: monocarboxylic acid transmembrane transporter activity. NCBI's taxonomy places the organism in Eukaryota, Metazoa, Mollusca, Polyplacophora, Chitonida, Chitonidae.
AUGGUUGCCAGACUAACCCCGGCCAUUAUCAGCCCCAUUGCAAGAGAGAAACGUUUUUUAAAAUACUUCCCAGCCAUUGUGGAAGCACAGAUUAGUCCAGUUUGCAUAGACGCCCCUGGAAAUGAGAAGAAAAAGAAAACGGGCGAAACUGGUCUGCUUGCCGUCUUCCUGGCACUGGGCGUUUACAGGUCACUUGGAAUCCUUCUGGUGGAAGUCAUGGAUGCCUUUGACGCGACAACUGCCGAAAUGUCCUUCAUCCUCUUCUGCGCUGGGAUCGGCCAGUGUCUUUCUGGUGGGUGCAUACAAAAGUCAGUUACCUCUUUACGCCACAGUCAGAAGAUUUGCCGGGAGUGUCCAUGCAAAUAUGCAACGCAUGCGCGUCCACGAUUGGCUGGGAAAUACUUCAAAAAACGAUUCUCUUUCGCUGUUGGGUUGAUAAUGUCAGGAGUAAGCUUGGGAACUUUAGCCUUCCCGCCAUUUCUGCAAUGGCUAUUUGACGAGUUCACGUUUAGGGGAGCAGCCUUAAUCAUGUCGGGCAUUUCACUCAAUAUUCUUGUAUCUUCUGCGUUGAUGCGUCCCAAACUCACACUAAGGACGUUAAGAUCGUCAGAAAAGAGUAGAAUCACGGAGAAGAUUGAAUUGGUUGAUUUGUUGCCGGUCCAUAAAAUAACUAAAGAAGACAUGGGAAAGUUAGCGGAGAGAAAAUGUGAUUUAGUUCUCAGGAGCGACAGUUGGGGUAAAAUUGAGAAUUGUAGAGCUCUUAUUUUGGAAAAGCAACGUGAGGAAGAGAGUCUUGUGACAGAAAAUGAGAACAACUGUUCCAGAAGCUUGACCUUGGGAAACACCUGUCCGACAAGGUCGCCUUUCUGUACCACUCUCUUAAUAUCCAUGAAAGACUUCGCUCUUCAGCCGCCUAAAGAUAAAACAAAGAAACCUUCAUGGCGAAAGAUUUUAUUGAUGAGUUUUACCUUUUUCAAAGACCCGUCAUUUCUACUAUUUGAAUUGUUUAUUUUCCUCCUGACCAUUGGAUGCGACGGAGUGAUCCAGUUUUACCCUCUAUACACAAAAGAGAAAGGAAUGUCGGAAUACCAAUCAGCCUUUCUUUUGUCCAUCGUCGGCGCUGCGGACUUAGCCGGGAGGCUGGUUUCCGGGGUCAUAGGAGAUUGUGGCUUAUCCCAACGUUACAAACAGGUUGUAGUUUGCCAGUUCAUGCUCGGCACUGCUUGCUUCCUGUCAAGAUUCAGCACACAGUUCUGGUCUCAGGUCAUCUUUGCGAUUGUGGUGGGAAUUAACUACGGAGCAUCGUACUCCUGUCGAGCUGUGCUGUUGGUGGAGCUCUUCGGCCUAUCUACCCUACCCAGACGGAUCGGCAUCAACAGCUUCCUGACCGGCGCAGGACACGCCACGGGCCAUCCGGUUCUCGGAGCUUUGCGAGACGUCACUGGAGAUUUCAACGUUCCUCUUCAACUGAUUGGCAUUGUGUUCUUGGCGAGUGGAUCUAGUCUUUUGGCCACAGGAAUAAUAAAACGUUGUCAGCGCCGACGAAAAACCAGCGCGAGUAUUUAA